Paracoccidioides lutzii Pb01 is the source of this 567-nucleotide messenger RNA. RefSeq lists its product as hypothetical. The record is from RefSeq and is a predicted model, not a curated record. Bases 1 to 567 code for a protein of 188 amino acids. The transcript has 3 exons.
AUGCAGACCCCUCUUGUCUCUCUACCUCCCACGCCGGUUGUAGAUACGACAUCUUUGAAGUUAAGUCUACCAGGGAAGCAUUUACGUGUUACCAUUACGGGGAGGACUUCUAUCCAUGCACCACUGCACGAAGGCCUACUUAUCACCCUGUCACUCAACGCCUAUAAUUACCGGUCAUAUACCAUGUGGGAAGUGACUUCAAACGUCUCUCAUCGUACCCCAUGCCCAGUUCGCCCUAGAAAUGGUUGGAUGAAACUCGUCGGUCGGCAUACGGCAUUUCGAACAAUUUUGCUUAGCAGCAGUGCAAAUGGACAGAACCACCGCAAGAACCACGUCGACAGAAACAGUCAAUCUCAGACGCUCAGAUACUCUAAUGCGUGGAUAAUGAAACGAGAGCUCCGCCAUUUCAAUUUGCAAUCUGUCAGACCACCAGCGGUCGACUCUUUUUGCCGCUGUGCUGUCCAGCAGUUGCGUACCUCUGCGAGAUGGCUAAGAGGAACAACCAGAUGGACUGCUAGAGGAACCGGGAUUGAGGAAGGCCGAGUAAAACGGCCGUAUCUUGGUUAA